Molecule: messenger RNA, 2438 nt
Organism: Theobroma umbraticum
Lineage: Eukaryota; Viridiplantae; Streptophyta; Magnoliopsida; Malvales; Malvaceae
Product: transcription termination factor MTERF8, chloroplastic-like
Biological process (GO): regulation of DNA-templated transcription
Molecular function (GO): double-stranded DNA binding
Source: RefSeq, a predicted model, not a curated record
AAUGAUGUCUGACAUAACAUAAAUCAGACCAAUAAAAGGAUACCACCCUUGAAAUAUUUAACUUUCCAAACGCGACGUCGCAUCUAUGCCCUUCUGCUUGGAACGCCACCGUUGCAAAACCCAGAGACUGUUAAAUCUGCAAUUCCGCAUUGAAUUUUAAACCCUAAACCCUCUGCACAAAAUUCCUCAGAAGAACUCAAUGCAAAUCCUGAAAUCAUCUUCCAUUUUCUCAACUUCCCAUUUCCCCAAUUUCCCCAUAAAGCCCAGAUCAUUUAUUCUUCUUCUCUACUAUUCUUCUUCUUCUUCUUCUUCUUCUUCUUCUUCUUCUUCUUCCACCUCAGUUUCAAAUUCUCCCCUUCUCAAUUACCUUGUAAAAAACUUGGAUUUCACUGAAACUCAAGCCCUUUCAAUCGCUAACCGUUACCCCAACGUGAAAUCCUUUGAAAAGGCCCAAGCUGUUGCCAACUUUUUCCGAAAUCUUGGCUUUUCUAAUGCCCAAAUAGCCGCUUCUCUCCGAAACGCGCCCCAAAUUCUCUUUGCCAAUGUAGAAACGAAGCUUAGGCCAAAAAUCAAGUUUUUUCAAGAUCUGGGUCUUGUGGGACCUCACCUGGGUAAGUUCCUUUCCAGGAAUUCUGUGCUUUUAGCUUGUAGUUUAGACAAAAAGUUGAUUCCUUCUUUCCAAAUUGUCAAGAAAGUUUUAGGGAAUAAUGAUAAUAAGGACCUGAUUAAGGUCUUCAAUAGAAGUAAUGGGUUUAUUGCCAGAGAUUGCAUAUUAAAGUUGUCGAGAAACAUUGGAUAUUUGGAGAGCUGUGGGAUUGUUGGGUCUCAGCUCUCAAGGUUAUUAAAGAGACAACCUAGGAUUUUCAGAAUGCGAGAAUCUGCAUUAAGGGACCUCGUUUCAAGGGUUUUAGAUAUGGGGUUUUCAACUGAUUCAAGGAUGUUAGUAUAUGCUAUUCAUACUAUGAAUUGCUUGAGUGAACAAACAUUUAAGAAGAAAUGGGAACUACUUAAGAGUUUUGGUUUUUCAGAAAAUGAAAGGGUGGAUAUGUUUAGGAAGGCCCCAGGUUUGCUUAGGACCUCUGAGGAGAAAAUGAAGUUAGGAAUUGAGUUCUUUACGAAUGUAGCAAAGUUUGAUAAGAAUGUGCUGGCUUCUAGACCACGUCUGUUGAUGAAUAGCUUGGAACAUCGAGUGAUUCCUCGAUACAGAGUUUUGCAGAUUAUCAAGACAAAGAAGUUGUUGAAGAAGGAACCGAGUUUUCUUAACAUUUUGGACUAUACGGAGAAUGAAUUCUUAAAGUUUAUCUCAAGGUUUACAGAUAAUGUGGAGGAACUGUUGAUAGCUUACAAGGCUCAUCUUUUGCACACUUCAGAAGAAGAAGAAGAAACAUGUUAGAAGUCAGUUUUUGUUUAACUUGGUUUCUCUUUGACUUGCACCAAUCUUAAUUAAUAAAGGCCAGCUUUGAGCCUACAUGUUGAUACAAUCAGAAAUUAGGCAUGUGACAGGUUCUGAGUUUGUUGUUUGACAAGAUAGGAAAUAUCAAUCGUAAUAUUUAAGAUGCCUUUUGAUGUUUUAUGGAACUUGAAGGAUCAAUCACUGUGAUGGUCUCCAAGUAGGCACCAGGGUUCAGUUUCUCAUGCAAGCUGGAUGGCUGUGACGAAGAGAUUUGCUACAAGGGAAGCUGAUCAAUGACGAUACACAUUUGAUUCUUUUUUUUGCAGGCAAUUCUGAAAUUGUAACUUUUUGAAUGCACAGUCUUCAAAACUGUAUGAUCCUUUUUUCAAGGGAAGUGUUUAUAAACUCAGUUUUUGGGGCUGCAGCACAUGAUCUGAUCUGGCCGAGAAUGUUGUGAAGGCCUAAGAACUGUUACAAGAUGUUGGCGAGUUGAUGGUUUAUGUUAAGGGCUAAGUGAAACAGAUUGAUUGAUGUUCCAGGAUAAGAAUUCAAAGAUAGUUGGCCUUAAUUUUUGCUUCUUGGCAUGAUACUUUGACUUAGUUUCUCUUCAUCAUGAUUACCUGACUUGGGGCAGCUACAUUUGGAUUGGUACUUGCUGCAUAUUAGGACUGAGAUGGACAAGUUUGUGAAAUUAAGGUUUAGCUAUUACAUUGGGACUCAGAUGGAGGUGGUUCAAUGGUAGGCUUUCCUGCCAGAGCUAUACUGUUAAACCUCUUAGCGUAGUAUCGGGGGCUUAAAUUUGGGCCUCUGGGAGCUUUAAGGUAAGGCUAACUAUUACCAAAAGCACCUCAAACGGCUUCAUUUAUGUAACAUUUUGAAUUGUAAUUUAUUUCAUUUUUUCACUUCUGUUCCAUCAUUUACAACAGCAUAUCUCAAAGUCAGUGCACUCGCUGCCGGUGUUAGAUGUGCAAUAUUCAUGUAUUCAUCAGUAGUGCAGGUUGGAAUAGGGUCGGAAAUAUUUGUACAUUGCCCAACAAACUGAGUA